This is a messenger RNA of Sphaeroforma arctica JP610, 2348 nucleotides long. RefSeq lists its product as hypothetical. Lineage: Eukaryota; Ichthyosporea; Ichthyophonida. Gene Ontology annotation, cellular component: membrane. The record is from RefSeq and is a predicted model, not a curated record. The transcript is spliced from 9 exons. Bases 424 to 2307 code for a protein of 627 amino acids. Gene Ontology annotation, biological process: protein localization to membrane.
GUUGGAACUUGGAACUUGGAGGCUUGAAGUUUGGAACCUGCUGGGGGCUGGGGCUCACUGGACGCCUGGAGGCUGGAGCCGCCUGGAGCUCGUCGUUAGGUGUCCGAUAUCAUGACUCAUCAGUCUUGCACUUGCUGAAAAAAAUGCACCCAAUGUUCAAGUUUAGGGCCUGUUUAGACCCAGAAUAUCUUCUCUUCUUCUACCACAGGCCUCACCUAGUCACGCAACCGUUAGACCCAUUGCCUCGGAAUAUCCUUGACAGCUCGAUGUCAAACAAUCAAAGCAGAGUGGCAGGAAGCUAUGCAAAUGUGCUAUAGAAAAUAGUAUAUGAAAUGAAUACAUACAUAUACAGUUAUCUAGAUACAUAAUUAUUUACAUUUGUACAGAGGUGCUUACAUUCUGCUGGCACAUUUUUGUUGUACAAUGAAGUGUCUGAGCAUUUUUCUGGCCUUAACGCCCCUUGCGCAGGCCUACUAUCUCCCGGGAGUGGCUCCUCGGCCCUAUACCAAGGGCCAACCAGUAGCCAUCUGGGCAAAUGAGCUGAACUCUCACCUCACAGCCUUCACGUACGAGUUCUACGACUUUGAUUUCUGUCCGACCGAGGAACUGAAAGAUGAGCUCAAUCUUGGUCAGAAGUUGUUUGGCGAUAAGCUUGAGUACACGCCAUAUAAGGCGGAAUUUGGAGUCGAGUUGGAAUGCACGGAGUUGUGCACCAAGACCUACAGCGGCGAUAACAAGGACGAAUCCAAGAAACUGCUUAAAAUCAUCAACGCCAUAAAGAAUGAGUACCAUCAGCACUGGAUUAUCGACAACCUCGAUGUAUCGUUCGGGUUCAUAUCUGCAGACAGACUCGACAAAGACACGAAGACCCAUUUCACACACGAGUUCAGGCUGGGUUUCCCCCUGGGCAUUCCCAAGGCGUAUUUCAACCACUUCAACAUCACCAUCCUGUACCACACCCCCGAGACAUUCCAUUUCGAAGACCCCGAUGUUAAGCUCAUUGUGGGCGCCGAGCUGAGUGUGGAUAGCAUUCAGAACUGUAAGGACAGGACUAAUUUGGUCCUAAAACCACCCACCAAGGGCAGCUCGCAGACAAUUAACUACUCAUACGAGGUGCACUGGGUUGAGUCCGACAUUCCCUGGGCGUCGCGCUGGGACUCGUACCUCAAGGUGGAUGAGGCACAGGUGCGAUGGCUGUCUAUUGCCAAUUCGCUGGUGAUUGUUCUGUUCCUUUCUGGAAUGGUGGCGAUGAUUCUCUUGCGCACUGUGUACCGCGACAUUGCGCGCUACAACAGACUCCCCACCGACGCAGACGAUCAGGACGACGUCGAUAUCGAAGAAACUGGUUGGAAACUGGUCAAUGGAGAUGUGUUUCGCACACCCAGACAUCCUCUAUUGCUGUCUACUUUGGUGGGAUCGGGUGUGCAAGUGGUAGGCAUGGUGCUUAUCCUGCUGCUGUUUUCUUUCUUGCAUCUACUCUCCCCACUAAGACGUGGAUCCAUUAUGACUGGUGCUAUUGUGUGGUUCGUAUGUCUCGGUGCCCCCGCCGGCUAUACCUCCGCACGUCUUUACAAAAUGUUUGGUGGCGAAUACUGGAAAAUGAGCACUCUGUGCACCUCAUUCCUGAUUCCCGGCUCCACUUUUUUGCUGUUUUUACUGAAUAACAUCAUACUUUGGGCUGAAAAGUCCCGAAAUGCGGUCCCGUUUCUGGCCAUGCUGAGCGUUAUUUCGCUGUGGUUCCUGAUUUCCGUGCCCCUGACCUUUUUCGGGUCGUACCUGGCCUACAAAAAGCCCAAAAUCGAGUCACCCGUACGCGUAAACCAAAUCCCGCGCCAAAUCCCCCCGCUGCCGUUCCACAUGAGACCCAUUCCCUCGAUUAUGAUUGGCGGCAUCCUGCCUUUUGGAGCCAUUUUCAUCGAAUUGCUGUUCCUGUUAAGCAGUUUGUGGGGCCACCGCCUGUACUUCCUGCCCUUCUUCCUGUUCAUUGUGUACUCCAUCCUGAUUAUCAUCUGCGGCGAAGUCUCUGUUCUGCUGACCUACUUCCAGCUGUCUUUGGAGGACUACCACUGGUGGUGGCGGUCGUACCUGUCGUCGGGUGCCACGGCCUUGUACCUGUUCCUUUACUGCACCUUCUACUUCCACAGCUCUAAGGGCUUCAAUGGCUUUGCCAACGCCUUCUUGUUCUUCAGUUAUUCGACCAUGAUGUGCAUCAUCCUCUUUGUCAUGACAGGUAUGGUCGGGUUUAGGGUUUUAGAUGUUUCGUCGAGUGAUUCUGUUCGUAUGUAUAUUCAGUGUUCAAUUGAUUGACUCUAUUCGUAUGUACAAUCAGUGUUUAAUUGAUUAUUCGU